AGUAGUUGGAGACGUGGAGCCUUAACGAAAGGACUUAAAUAAUCAUUGCGUGAAACUUUGUGAAACGGUAAAGAAAUCCAAGAAAAAAAAAUACCUUGUCUUUUCUUUUGCUGCUCAAAAAAAAUGAAAAGAAAAAAAAAUUGUCGAAAUGGAAAGAGAAAAAGUGUUGGAAAAAUUGUUGCAAAGAAAAUAAAUGUUUACGUUUGAAACAAAAAAUAAAUUAUUUAAGAAAAAAGUGUAAUUCAAUCAAAUCUGAGUGUUGUGUGAAAAAAUGUUAUCAAAAAAAUGAAAAUUUAAAAACAGUUCCAUGUAGCGUGUUUUCUCUUCAAUGGAAUAAUAUAUAGAAAUGGUCAACAAUGGAACGUGAAAAGGAAGCCUGAUAGUUCUUUGUCGGAACACACAACCAAAACACACACACAUACACACUAAUACACAAAGACACCGAGAGGCAUACAUUCAUACACACGAACAGACCAACCAACCAACCAGCUAGGCAUUGGCCCAGGCAGAGAUAUGAAGGCAUGCCAACACCAGAACCAGCGUCCGGAAGGAUAUCAACACACACAUACACACGGCCGACAGACAUGAAGACAUGCAGAGAAUGUGCUAAAACAUGAACAAGUUUCCUGUGAAAAAAACAGCAACAACAAAUAUAACUAAAACUACAACAACGGGAGCUCUAGGCUCACACAAUGAAAAGAGAAAAGGAGAGAGAGAGAGGAAAAUGUGAACAUUUUAUUAAAAAUAAUCUAAAAUAAAACGGAAACUAAGCAAAGAAUUAAAAUAGCCAUAACCAACAACAAAAUAAACAAACAAAAAAAUUGAAAAAGGAAACAAUAAUUGAAAAUUACGAAUAAAGUUAAUUUUGAAAUUAAAAACAACAACAACAACUGUUCUAACAUCAACUGAAAAUAAAAUUAAAAAUAAAAACAAAAAAGAAAAGUGUGUCGGAAAAAUAAACUUCCCAGUGAUAGAAAAGUGUGCAGAAACGGCAAACAUCAACGGUGUCUGUCAUCAGCAAACAACAUUUCCUCUUAACAAAAAUAAUAACUAGAACACGCUGCAACAACAAGAAAAACAACAAAUUUAACUGCAAUAGUAAUAACAUCAACUCUGACGACAAUUGCUCUUCCUCUUAGUUUUUUUUGGAUCUAAUUAGAACAACUUAAAAAUAAAUCCUCACAUACACGUACUAACCCAACAGAAACAUCUAAAAAAAGAAGCCCCAGAGAAGGGGGACGGGGGUGAGAAGAGAAACAGAGGAAGAGUAUUAAAGGAGUAGAUAUUUUGCAUUAGCAUUAACCCCACAUCCUUUGUAAGAGGCCUUAAGACCACACAAGAAACAGCAGCAGCAGCAGCAGAAGAAGAAGAGGACUAAAGGAAAGCACCACCACCACAAAAAGCAAAACAAAAAACGCUUUAAUGUAUCCUUAGUACUUAAUACAGCCUGACUUGUAAUGCGCCUUGGGGGUGGUGUACCAUACGACGGCGACCCCCCGACAAUGAGCGCUGCUGGCAACGACUAUGCCGAAUUAUGCGAUCUUGGACCUACGCGAUGGAGUUCGCGCGGCUACUAUCAUGUACCACCACCUGCGCACAGUUCAUCACUGCAUCCUAGCAUCCUGCAGACAUCCACCCAAUCGUCAUCCAGUGUCCCAACGGGUGGCUCAGCCGGUCUUACAGCUCAUCACCUGCGCGUUGCACCGCCCACAAGUAGUUACGAGGCAGAAGAUAUUGCCGCUGCUUACGGUAUGACAACACCGCCACCCGGCAUCACCGACCUCUCGAAUAGCUACGCCGUCAACUCACGUAUAGGCAAUAGUACAAGUUCGUUACGAACCGGUCCAACAUCAUCGUCCGCAGCAGCAGCAGCGGCGGCGGCAGCAGCAGCAGCAGCAGUUGGUGCAGGCACAGGGCGCUCGGGUUUGUACUAUUCACCGCCUGGCACAUCGUAUACGAUCAUUGAACGACCCCAUUCGCCGCACUAUUAUUACAAUUCGGCGGGUGUUGCCACCAAGGGUGGUUCAUUGCCGGGCCGUGGUUCGGCAUAUUUGUCCUCAUCACCGUCGAACUAUUUGAACAGCGGCAUGAGCGGGACAUUGCCUACCUCAACUGCUGCACGACAUGCAAUGAAUUCCGCUUCGGCCAUGGCCAAUGGCAACAAGAAACGGCCGAUAUCGCCGGAGCAGGUGCUGCGCAUGUUUGGCGCUACCCAAUCGUCUUCAGUUCCUACUAGCAGCUAUCAUUACAGUAAUGGUACGAGAGAUCGCACCGGUCGUCGUAGUCCCGCCAGUAGUCCACCAUCAACAACGCAUCAGAUCUAUCGCGAACGUGAAAGAGAUCGCAGCAUGACAAAUAUUCACGAAUUAACGACACGCACUGUGACCAUGUCCCGAGAUCAGCAAAUAGAUCAUGGAUUUGGUAUUUGUGUUAAAGGAGGUAAAGACUCAGGCCUUGGUGUUUAUAUUUCACGCAUCGAGGAAAAUUCCGUUGCCGAACGAGCAGGGUUGCGUCCCGGUGAUACUAUCCUAGAAGUGAAUGGCACCCCAUUCACUUCAAUCAAUCACGAGGAAGCGCUAAAAAGAUGUGUGCAGAUAUUGAAAUCACAACGUCAAAUCAGUAUGACGGUACGAUCACCACCCACGCUUAACUCAACGGCGCCGCUGCACGGCUUUGGGCCACCCUCUCGAGAUCCCAUGUACGCUUCAAUGGCUCCCCUGCUCACACAACCGACAGCACUGCCACCGGGUGCCGCCAUCGGAGCAACUGGUUCGUUGCCAUAUCGACAAACAUGUUCCUGGAUGGAUAGACACGGGAGACCUGCCUCACCGCCCAUGGAGUAUGGCGGCCGAAGAAGUGAUCGAAGGGAUAGAAUACGUUGUGUUGAGUUAUUAAUAGAACCCGGCCAGUCACUGGGUCUAAUGAUACGCGGCGGUGUGGAAUAUGGCCUGGGUAUAUUUGUGACGGGUGUCGACAAGGACAGUGUGGCCGAUCGUGCCGGCCUCAUGGUGGGCGAUGAAAUAUUAGAAGUCAAUGGCCAGUCCUUUCAAGAUGUUACCCAUGACGAGGCUGUUAGCCAGCUGAAAUACCACAAGCGUAUGUCCUUGGUCAUACGUGAUGUGGGUAAAGUGCCACAUUCCUGUACCUCCAUUGAAAUGGAGCCAUAUGAUGCUUACAGUCCCACGGGGACAAGAGCCCGUCGAAAAGGUCAAAUCACCGCCAUGGUAGAAGAGAAAGCCCGCUCACUUCUGCCUCGACAUCAUUUUGCAAGUCUUUCGUAUUAUAUUGCCGAAUAUACUGCGAGAGCAAUGACCAUAGAUGCCUUUGUAGCCGUCUUAUUAGAAAUGUUAGAUACAUAUGAAAAGCAUACACUAGUGACGGAAAUCCGUGAACUUAUAUUCCCUGAGGAUCGCACACGAUAUGAUGAACUAGUAUAUCGUAGAGAGCGCGAUCCUUACAGUGGCGAACGAUUAAGGCGUAAAGGAGAAAGUGCGCGUGAUUUGCCGGUAAGCUUUUUAGAAGAUUUAUUCUACGACACAGACACUACAUACUAUUAGAGUUGCGUUAUGACAAAUUAUAACAAAUAAAUAAAAACAAACUAACAAAGAACUCAUUAGUUAAGCAGAAAACCAGAAAAAACGACAAUUAACAAUCAAGCAAUGCAAUAAACUAACAAAACUUUACUGCAAUAUCAAAUAUAUCUAUACAUAUAUAUAUACAUAACCCAGCAAACCAUAUUCUGUCUGAAUGCAAAUUAUACGCAAUAAUAACAAAACAAAACAAAUAACUAUUCCAGUCCAACAAAAAAUAACCAACUAAUAAAAUUUCCCCUCAAGAAUAUCUAUUAACUUAAAAUUAAAUAAAUUACUAAUAAUUAAAUAAAAAUACUUUAUGAAAUGCUUAUUCAAAUAAUUUAUUAUUAAAACAAAACAAAAAAAAAAAAAAACAAGAACAAAAUACAACAAAAAAUAUUUAUUAAAUAAAACGUCGCAUGUUGAAUGUGUAAAACAGAAAGUACACAGAAAAAUCAAAAACUAACGGUAUUUUUAAUUUUUAUGAUUUUGUUUUUUCUAAUUCUACUGUUGUUGGGAAGAAU
This is a messenger RNA of Musca domestica (house fly), 4096 nucleotides long. RefSeq names its product disks large homolog 5. Lineage: Eukaryota; Metazoa; Arthropoda; Insecta; Diptera; Muscidae. The record is from RefSeq and is a predicted model, not a curated record. The transcript has 10 exons. Bases 1458 to 3557 code for a protein of 699 amino acids. Gene Ontology annotation, cellular component: cilium; stereocilium tip; stereocilia ankle link complex. Gene Ontology annotation, molecular function: protein binding.